Messenger RNA from Eruca vesicaria subsp. sativa (arugula), 529 nucleotides. The record is from the annotation of a GenBank genome assembly. Lineage: Eukaryota; Viridiplantae; Streptophyta; Magnoliopsida; Brassicales; Brassicaceae.
UAACGAAAGCAAAAACAAAACAAAAAAAAAAAUGAGAAAGGAAGAUUCGGAGGAAGCAGAUCACAUCUCGAAUCGUACAGUCAAUAUGAAAACUGCAACAAGCGACCAAAGUCUCCUAACAAUCCUUGACGACAUCAGAUCUUCCAAAUGUCCGGCUGUUAUUAACUACGGAGCUUCAUGGUGUGGAGUUUGUAGCCAGACGUUUCCUGCGUUCCAAAAGCUUAGCAACAUUUUCCAAAGGAUCAAGUUUGUUUAUGCAGAUAUUGACGAGUGCCCAGAAACCACUCUUCACAUCCGUUACACUCCGACGUUUCAGUUUUACAGAGACGGUGAAAAGGUUGACGAGAUGUUUGGAGCUGGUGAAGAGAGGCUCCAUGAUCGUCUUUGGCUUCAUUCUUGAAAAAACCAAAUUAUGAACUCUGCAUUUUCUUUUAUAUACACUUCAAUACUUAAAUGAUAAAAUAAAGUCCGCAACAUUGUGCUACAUAAUUGAUAGAUUAUUGUAUAAUAUAUGAAUAUUUAUUACCAA